AUGGGAUUGAAUCAACAUUGCGAUCGGGACCUCAUCACCAUCUUGUUUCAAGAUGUUGAUGGUCUUCAAGUCUUCAAGGAUGGCCAUUGGAUUUCUAUUGAUCCUAUUGAGGGUGCAUUUGUGGUUAACUUUGGCUAUCUUUUAGAGGUGAUUAGCAAUGGAAAGCUCAAGGCAGUUGAACAUCGAGUCGUGACAAACGCAAAGGCAUCUCGACAAAGCUUAGUGUAUACUAUUUUUCCUGAGAAAGAGAUGAUAAUAAAACCAGCAACAUGUUUGAUAAAUGAAGCCAAUCCUCCACAUUAUCGUUCCUUUAAGGUUGAAGACUUCAAUAGACAUUUUUUUGCUGUGUCAAAUAAUAAUGAUGAAAUGAUGAAGUUUAUGUUAGCAUAA
Molecule: messenger RNA, 390 nt
Organism: Cucumis melo (muskmelon)
Lineage: Eukaryota; Viridiplantae; Streptophyta; Magnoliopsida; Cucurbitales; Cucurbitaceae
Product: 2'-deoxymugineic-acid 2'-dioxygenase-like
Exons: 2
Coding region: 1-390 (129 amino acids)
Source: RefSeq, a predicted model, not a curated record